AUGACGACGAGCACCGGUAGUGCAAAAUCGGUCGGACAACAACAAACUGUCCGACACGUUACCGAUAUUAUCGGUGAAUGGGGUCUAUGGCAGCUAAAUAUUGUUGUGUUUUCAAUUAGUUUGCAAUUGUUUUUGAUUUGGCAUACGCUUAGCGUAUCGUUUUAUGCACCCACCAUUAGCUACUGGUGCUCAGACAAUAGUACUGAUGCUGGUCUAGGCAACAAUCAGACACUAACAUUAGAUGAUUAUUGUCUGAAUGGUUGCCAAAACUGGACGUUUGAUAAAUCAGUAUUCAAAUCGACAAUCAUUGAUGAGUUUCAUCUGAUAUGCGAUAGACAAGGAUUGGCAUCACUCAGCCAAUCGAUGUAUAUGUUAGGCUGGGCACUGGGAGGUAUUAUAUUUGGUAUACUAUCCGACCGAUUCGGCCGAAUACCGGUACUAUGGAUAACAGUUAUAUUGGAGAUAAUGGCCGCCACUUCCAGUGCACUGGCCGUUAAUGUUACACAUUUUAUGAUAUCCCGUUUUGUAUUGGGAAUGGCUACUGAGGGCAGUUAUUUGACGGCAUUUAUUUUGGUUGCCGAAUGUGUUGGACCUAAAUAUAGGGCCGCAUUGGGUAUGAUCUUCCAGUUUGGUUGGGCUGUCGGCUAUUGUCUAUUACCGGCCAUUUCCUAUAUGCUGCCAAACUUUCGACAUAUGAUAUUAGCCAAAACUUUGCCGCAAAUCUUAUGGCUAGUUUGGCUGAUAUUCAUACCCGAAUCGCCCCGUUGGCUGUUAACACACGAAAAAUGGGAUCGAUUGGACAGGCAGUUGAAACAGGCCGUCCAAAUGAAUUCAUUGCCGGCCAAUGAUUUGGAUAGUCAGUUGAAAUCGUUGAAAAAUUCAUAUAUAAUUGAACAACAAAUUACUGGCCAAAACAAUAACGGCAACAAUAGUAGCAAUAAUAAGACAAACUAUUGGGAUCUAUUUAGAUGGCCUAACCUCCGGAGGACAACCCUAAUCAUGUACUUUACAUGGUUUGUCAAUGCAUUUGUCUAUUACGGUAUAUCGCUGAACAUCGGCGACUUUGGCGGCAAUCUGUUCAUCAAUUUUCUGAUCGCCGGUUUGCUAGAGUUUCCCAGUUUUCUAUUGCCGACACUAGCCUUCAAAUUUCUAGGCCGUCGGCCACUGAAUGCUACGCUAAUGUAUUUGAGUGGACUGUCCUGUUUGGCAGUCAUACCGUUUAUGACCAUCGAUAGUGUCUGGCCGCGUGUGACCAUUGCUAUGAUCGGCAAAUUUUUUAUUACCUGCUCGUAUAAUAUUGUCUACGUUUAUGCGGCCGAAGUCUAUCCGACUGUCCUCCGGCAGAUGGGUGUCGGCACGUGUUCAGUGGUCGCACGUGUGGGCUCUAUGUUAGCACCGUUUGUCAAAGAUGUGAAUAUCUAUACGGGUAUGAGUGUAGUACUGGCCGUUUUCGGUGGUCUGUCCAUUGCCGACGGUGUGGCCAUACAUUUUCUGCCCGAAACUCGGGGCAAACAAAUUGCCGAUACUAUCCAAGAAGCCGAACAACUUAAUAGAUGGACUAAAAACAAAAAUAAUAAUAAAGAUAACUUAAAAGUUAAUAAUAAUAAUAAU
Molecule: messenger RNA, 1611 nt
Organism: Oppia nitens
Lineage: Eukaryota; Metazoa; Arthropoda; Arachnida; Sarcoptiformes; Oppiidae
Product: organic cation transporter protein-like
Exons: 6
Biological process (GO): transmembrane transport
Cellular component (GO): membrane
Molecular function (GO): transmembrane transporter activity
Source: RefSeq, a predicted model, not a curated record